Molecule: messenger RNA, 1352 nt
Organism: Durusdinium trenchii
Lineage: Eukaryota; Dinophyceae; Suessiales; Symbiodiniaceae
Source: the annotation of a GenBank genome assembly
GCCUCAUCUAGCCUUGUGUUUUGCAAAGAGUUGCCCCGCCGGUGCUCAUAGGAGACAGGGAGUUGUACUGGUGCUGCUUGUGAUCCUUCUGUUCAGACCGACCCGAUAUGGUCAAAUUCCACCAAGACCAUCGCAAAUCUUGUGGAUCGAUGCAAAUCAGGGUGCAGCAAACCAUGGGUUGACUCACAACAAGCAGGCGUCACCAGCCUCAGCCUUUAUCGUUCACCGAUGGUCACCAUUUUGCCAACGUUCCUGAUAGAUUGGCCAGACUUUGUGACGCGGGGUUUAUGAGCAAGGAUUUUGAGUUCACAGUGGACAUCGUUUUCCUUGGUUCCAGACGGCAGUUGCAGCUUUGUGUUGAAGGACUCUGACCUUGUGGGAGAUGUGAAAGCCCGCCUUCGGGAAUUGGGUCAUGAGCCUGUGAAGCUCCUGUUUCAUGGCUCAGCCCUUCCAGAUGUUCGGACUUUGGGCUCUCUCGGUGUCGGCCCAACCGCCGAAGGCGUCAUACCAUCAUUGUAUUGUUUAGAGGCAGGUGCAGAAACAUCAGAAGCUCGUGUUGCCAAAGAGGACCGGGAGAAGAGAGUGCUGCAGGUCGUGAACCUUUCAGGUGGCUCAAUUCACCUCUCGGUGAAAGAGUGCGAUACCGUUCGGCUGGUAAAGCAGUCACUGUCGAAAACUGUGAGCCUUCCAGCCGACCACAUUUCCUUGCUCUACGAGGGAAUGGAGCUGACCGAUGAUAUUGUAUUGUUUGACAAUGCCAUUUCCUCUGUGUUCCUUUUGGAGCGAGAGUCAUCCAGCACAAGUGAUGCAGAGCUGCCUGCUGUCAACCUUGUUCCGAGUGAGCCUAACAUUGCAGGGGGGCUGCUUGACCGCCGGAUUGAUGGCUUGUGGUUUCGUGCAAAGGUGCAAAGGAUGCACGUCCUGAACGAGACCUGCACGGUUGAUAUUCAGUACCUUGAUGACGGAAAUGUUGAACUUGGUGUGGAGUUGUCAGAAUGUAGAUUCUUAAACUGGCCGCCGGAUUGAUGCAAGCAGCCGGAAGGGGAACUGCAAUUGGCAAUAGAAGUUGCAACGAAUGUCUUGUCGUCCUAAGCGGGCCUGCCGCCAGAUUGAUUCCAAGCUACUACUGCAAGCUCAGACACAGUGGCUGGCACCACGCCAGCCAUCCGGCUUCGUUGUGACCAGAAGUUGAUCAGAGAAAACCCGGUCACAACGCUGGAUUUCUGACUCAACGUGUGAUUCGAUAUAGAUCCUCGUCGUCGUGCACUCCAUGAUUGUUAAGAGUUAUGAUAUAGCUUUGGUCAACGCAUCGGAACAAAUCGUUCACUUAAAGUUGCUGUGCACGCCCGUGG